AUGACCGCGAUGAUCCGCGCCAUCUGGCCCUCCUACCUCGACAUUACAAAUCACGUUCAAGCAUCCGCGGGCAUCACAACUCAGGGAUUGAUGCCCCGCGUCCUCUUCUGGUCUGUCCAGAUCACGAUCCAGGCUCCAGCUGCCCCCACCGCACAAUCUGCGCUGGCGCUUCGUCGUGAAAGCCUCCAUCAUCAUCACCACGACCGCGACGGGAAUGGCAAUCGGCAUGAGCGGCAUGGUCAAUGGCACUGGGAUAUCUGGGACAAACAAUUCACCGUGUCGUCCGCCACCAAGUUGACCGUGGCGACCAACGUGGUGGACUUGGAGAGGGUCAUGAACAAGCCCAAGGGCGUCUACUGGCAAGUGCUUCCCGUGCCGCUGAACCCGACCGUGUUCCGCGUCUUCGGCAUCAUGGGCACCUCCUGCGCCACGGAAGUGGUCUUUUUCGUCGGCGCUCACUGGAGCGACGCGCGGAUCGGGAACAACCUCUCCUCCAACAUUAUCUCGUGCGCCAAUGACACGACCAGUCAGUAUCCCAGUUGGGUCAGCAUCCGCCGCGGCGUCACCACAAUCAUCACCAUUACCUCCCGCCGGAUCAUGGUGCCCUUGAAGAUCUUUCAGCUCAGCGCACUCGCUGUGGUAGCCAAUGUUGGGAUCACAUGA
This is a messenger RNA of Anthostomella pinea, 663 nucleotides long. The record is from the annotation of a GenBank genome assembly. Lineage: Eukaryota; Fungi; Ascomycota; Sordariomycetes; Xylariales; Xylariaceae.